This is a messenger RNA of Lytechinus variegatus (green sea urchin), 2128 nucleotides long. Its product is annotated as cytochrome P450 2C15-like. The record is from RefSeq and is a predicted model, not a curated record. The transcript has 6 exons. Gene Ontology annotation, cellular component: intracellular membrane-bounded organelle; cytoplasm. Bases 212 to 1738 code for a protein of 508 amino acids. Lineage: Eukaryota; Metazoa; Echinodermata; Echinoidea; Temnopleuroida; Toxopneustidae. Gene Ontology annotation, molecular function: iron ion binding; heme binding; oxidoreductase activity, acting on paired donors, with incorporation or reduction of molecular oxygen, reduced flavin or flavoprotein as one donor, and incorporation of one atom of oxygen. Gene Ontology annotation, biological process: xenobiotic metabolic process.
ACCAGGGAUAUUGAUUUAGGGGGGAUGGGGGGAAACGGUAUUGAUCCAAAGUCUGGUGUCACAGUCAUUAAUUAUGCGCAGUCUUCAUUGUCAUGUGAUUGUAAUACAUACAGUAUAUACCCAGCCAGUUUCGUUUGAUCGUCUGCUUUCCGCUGCUUUCACAGAAAUCUUUGAACGCGAGUAGGUGCCAUUGUCUGAACCGCUAUCAAGUAUGGCUUCCAUUCUGGAUGUUAUCACGUACAUCGGUAUAGGAAACCUACUGGCCGCCAUCUCGUUAUGUCUUCUCAUCUUCUGGUAUGUCCGCACCAACUACUUGACCUCAUUCUAUUACCGUCUUCCUCCUGGACCACCGGCCAUUCCUCAUCCGUUCGAUGGUCUCAUGGCAUUGUUCCCUGUGAAGGAUAGGUUUGGACGUUUGGUGCAGCUUUGUAACAGAUAUGGUGACAUCGUUUGUCUCCAGCUUGGCUCCAAAAUCAUGACCAUGAUUUCCAGCCCAGGUCUGGUUAAAGAACUCCUGGUCAAACAAGCUGAUGUUACUUCUAACAGACUACCACCUCCGUUCUUUACUCAUGUCAUAGAUUAUACAGGGGGCAUCAUAUUCACUGACGGGGAACCGUGGCAAGAACUCCGUAGAUUUAGUCUCUCUGCCCUCCGGAACUUCGGCAUGGGUCGGAAGGGCAUCGAGUCACGGAUACAAGAAGAGGCACACACCCUCUGUAAUGCAUUUUCCCAACAAUCGGGAAAAGCGUUCGACGCCAUGCAUCUUACCAAUGCAGCCGUCUCCAACAUCAUCUGCAGUAUCACCUUCGGGAGGCGAUUGGAGUAUGAUGAUCCUGUCUUCAUUGACAUGAUCCAGAGACUUAGAAACCUUACUGGGGGAAUGGGGAUAAACCCCAUCAUUCGUGAGCUCAUUGGAAGAUUCCCCAUUCUCCUCAAGACCCCUAUAUUAAAGAUGCCCAAAGAAAACAUAUUGGGCAUUAAGAACUUCAUCAAUGAAGAGGUGAGAGAACACCUCGAGAGCUACGACUCUACCGACAUCCGGGACAUCAUUGAUAUGUACCUCGCAGAAACAGAUCGAUUGGAGGAAAUCAAAGCAACCAAACCGUACCUAACUAAAGACGACAUCUGGAUGUGUGUUUUCGAUCUGUUCUUUGCAGGAACUGAGACGACAUCUUCUUCAUUGCUUUGGUUUAUGCUCGUUAUGGCAAGCAAACCCGAUGUACAAGAUAAGGUUAUGAGUGAGAUUGAUCGUGUCGUAGGUCGGGAGAGGGCGCCGUGCUUCGACGAUCGCAAGGACCUGCCGUAUGUCGACGCAACUAUAACAGAGGUCCUCCGGUUUCGACCUGUUGCGCCGGUUGGCGUGGGACAUGUGACCGCCAAAGACGUCAAAAUCAGGGAAUACACCAUUCCAAAACAUACAGAGAUUCUUAUCAAUAUCCUUGCUAUUCACCUGGAUCCAAAUCUAUGGGACAAACCAGAAGAGUUUAACCCUGAACGUUUCCUGAGUGAAGAUGGGAAGACUGUUAUCAAACAGGAUGCAUUCACUGUAUUCGGAGCAGGUCGACGUGUGUGUCUUGGGGAACAACUGGCCCGGAUGGAAUUUUUCCUCUUCGCGACUACCCUCAUGCAACGAUUUCAAUUUCAAUUACCCGAAGGCGAUUCAGCUGACUUUGGCUUUGAACAUUGUCUUGGUACCAUUGCACCCAAGAGAUAUAAAGUCUUGGCCCAUGAACGAUAGUUCUAGUUAAAUUUUUUUUAUAAGAUCUUUACAAAGAUUCUCACGCAUGAAGGCAAAGAGGCUGUUGUGCAAUUGUGGCAAUUCGUAUUUCUUCGAUUCCUCAAGUGGUAAGUUAUGCUGCUGAAGAACGUAACCAAAGAUCACACCAGUACCAAGCAUGAACAUUAUACCGUUAUGAAGUAUGCAUACACCAAAAUCGUGGAUUUAUCAAAUUUCAAUCAACAAUGAUAGGGAGUAUAGAGAGGAAUAUAUGAGAGGCGAGACAAACGAGGGCGCCGCGCCGCUCUUUCGACGGCGCGGCAUCGUCAACAUGAAAGUUAAGUUUUUGAAAUGACAUCAUAACUUAAAAAAGUAUACGGAUCUAGGUCAUUAAACUUGGACAUAAGGGUA